Fomitopsis serialis is the source of this 1803-nucleotide messenger RNA. RefSeq lists its product as uncharacterized. Gene Ontology annotation, molecular function: protein binding; metal ion binding. NCBI's taxonomy places the organism in Eukaryota, Fungi, Basidiomycota, Agaricomycetes, Polyporales, Fomitopsidaceae. The transcript has 8 exons. Bases 1 to 1803 code for a protein of 600 amino acids. The record is from RefSeq and is a predicted model, not a curated record.
AUGGUCUCUGCUCUCUGGCACGCUUGUUCCGAGGGCAACCUCGAAAAUGUCAACGACCUUCUCAAGGAGACAUCGUAUGCGGAGAUCGAGACCAAAGAUCAAAACGGUGUGACGCCUCUCAUCGAAGCGGUCAAGAAUGGUCACGUCGAGGUCGUCAAGGCGCUCUUGGACAAAGGUGUGCGCGACCCCACAAACGCUUCCAGCGAAGGCCUCCCGGAUAAAGGCUACUAUCCUCCCCCGCCUGGUGCCUACUAUUACCCUGGCAUGCCCAUCGGUGCCCCGAUGAUGCCUGACGGCUCUGUCGCCUACUAUCCGCCUCCCCCGUCAGACCAGAACCCGGGUGGCAUGGGCAACUUGCCUCCGCCCGAAGUGGCUCGCAUGAUACCUUGCAGAUAUUAUCCUGCCUGCCGCUACGGAUCGUCUUGCAUGUUUGCCCACCCUCAAGCCCCUUACCUGCAGGGCCCGUUACCUCCUCCAGCACAGUAUCCCGCUCAUUAUGACCCUAUGGCGCCCCCGCCGUACCCACCGCCCACGUAUUACGCGGUGCCACCACCUUCUUUCCCUACUUCGCCUAAUGGUGCACCAAUGAAUGUCAUGUCCCCACCUCCAGGCGGCCACCCCGCACCUCCGCCCAUGUCCCACUCUCGGUCAGCAUCAGAGGUCGUAUCUCCGGUGCAAGCUCCCUUCAGUCCCAAUGGUGUGCCGCCGCCGAUGCCUUACGGCGUGCCUCCCAUGUCGCCCACGUACGGGCAUCCGGGUCAGGUACCUAUCCCUGUCUCCAUCCCUCCUCUUCCUCCUCUCAACGGCGGCCCGCAGUCUCCUCAACAGCAACAGGGGAUGUACCCGCCCAUGUCGCCUACAGCGCAGGGCGCCAUGUCGGCUUACCCCGUGCAGAGGGAUGCUCCUGGACCAUAUGCGCCUCAGGGUAGGCUUUUCAACGGCUCUGUUGUUGAUAGACUUGGUUCACAUUCGUCUUCGUCAGCCCCGCAAGCGGACGGCUAUGGUCCUGGGCCUGGCCCCAUGCAUAGGGAUGGUAUGUCCCACUACCGCCGGGGAGGUGCACGAAGACCGUCCUUCGGUGGUCCAGGUAGGAAGCCGCCCUGCCUGUUCUUCCCUGUCGGAAGGUGCAGGAACGGGGAUGAUUGUCGAUUCCCCCAUGUUAUGCCGGAAAACCAGCUUCCGUACCACCCUGCACACCACCCACCUCAUUUCGGAGGGCGAGGCGGGCAUCGGUCGCGUCCUUCAAUUCCCGUCAAUGGUGAUAAGUUCUCUGCGAUGACUGUGCAGGACCAGCAGCAGCAGCCUGAUGGCCAGCCGAACCAUGUGCGCAGUGGCACCAACGAAACCACUGCGACGUCAACGUCGAGCCGAUCGCAAUCCAGCGAUCCCGGCAGCAGAAGAGGUCCUCCGGGCUACCGACCGAAUCACGUUCCCAAUGGUGUACGCCCGGACAAGAGGCCCAUGCUAUCGAAGCCUCAGCGUGUGCCCAAUGCCGACGAAUUCCCUGUCCUUACCAGUAUCACUCCUCCUCUACGCAGCCCGGCUUUGUAUGGGCCCAAUGGCAAUGGCUGGGUGGGCCCGACGGCCGCGCAGAUCCUUCAGGCGCCACCGCCUCGCAAGGAUGGUCAGGUUUCUGUUCGUGGCACCACGCCAGAACAGAGCGUGACCCGUCCGAGUUCAAAGGAUGGGAAGCCUGAGGUCAACGGUACCCAACCGGAACCCACCAGCAAGUUGCCUGUCUCGUUCGCUGCUGCUGCCACUGCCGCCCCAGACGCCGCCAAAGAAGUCGCCGUCACGGCCUAA